AUUUGCAACAUGGCUCUUGCCGAUGCAAUGUUGCCUUCGAUAAAUACAUUUUCAAACAACCAGAUUAUAGACGAAAAGCAGGCUGAAAUUGUUCGGGACUGGAAGACCGACCCCAGUAAAAGCAGCUCGACAACAGUUGGCGACAUGAGACCUCUGAUCGAGGUGGAGUUCAGCAUCGUGGAGUCGCCACCUUUGGCUAAAGACGAGGACGAUCUUUCCAAGUUUCUGGAUCUAGAGUUCAUCCUGUCCAACUCUGUCACGUCUGACAAUGACAACAACGCCGCGCAACAGCAGCCGCCCGCCUAUUCCUUACCGGAGUCACCGGAGAGCUGCAGUACAGUUUACGACAGCGAUGGAUGUCACCCGACGCCAAACGCGUUUUGUGGCAACAACUUUAGCGCACGUUCUGGUCACAGUCUGGUAGCAGAGCUGUUUACACCAGACAUGAAUUAUCAUGGCGACUCAUCGCAUGAAUAUAGUUUGAAAGGACAUUUAGACAGACUGGAAUACACUGAACUAAGGGCUCUGAACUCUAGAAACCAGGCGCACUUACAGGUGCCCAACUCUAACAAUGUGGGAUACAAAAUAAAAACGGAAAACCACGAACAACCGUGCAUGAUGGCAAACGACUACGUGGGAAAUUAUUAUGGACAUGAUCACCAGCGCGCAAUGCAUCACCAGGCUUACGGGCAUCACGGUAUGCAACAAGAUGUUGCUCGGGACAUGUUAGGAAGAAAAGACUGCAUCCUGACAGAGAUGAGCUCACAUCAGCACAUUAACAUUGCACAUCAACAGCAAUACAUGAACAGCGCGCCUUAUCCACCUCAGUACGGUCAGCAUCAGUAUCACGGACAUUAUAACGUGUUCAGCGAACCCUUGCGAUCCAAUCACCCGGCUAUGCCAGGUGUGAUGUUGACCCCACCAUCCUCACCUCUUCUGGGAUUUUUAAAUCCUGAAGACAAGCCGAAACGAGGCCGUCGGACAUGGGCACGAAAACGGACCGCGACGCACAGCUGUGAAUUCCCGGGGUGCGGGAAAACUUACACUAAAAGUUCUCAUUUGAAAGCGCACAUGCGGACGCAUACAGGUGAAAAGCCUUAUCAUUGCAGUUGGGAAGGUUGUGGCUGGAAGUUCGCCAGGUCGGAUGAGUUAACGCGUCACUACAGGAAACACACCGGACACAGGCCGUUUCAGUGCCACCUGUGCGAGAGAGCCUUUUCCCGAUCUGAUCAUCUGGCCCUGCACAUGAAGAGACAUAUGUAAACAAAAGACUGUAUUUUAAACCACCAGAGGACUUUAUAUUGCCAAGACAAUUCCUAUUUUGGGAUAGCAGUUAUGUUAAUAGCAGUAAAAUGUCAUUUGUUUUAAAUUAUGACAGUAUUUAAUAGAAGGAGAUUCUCAUUUAGAAGAUAAAUUAUGUAGUAUUUUCCCAGAUGUAUAGAAAAGGGGCAGGACCCAUGCUUUGUAUAUAUGUAUUUUUAACUUUGUUUAUACAUUUGUAUUAUGCCAGGGAAUAUUUUUUUCAUGGAUUUACAGAAGAAUAAAAAUGC
Molecule: messenger RNA, 1550 nt
Organism: Paramisgurnus dabryanus
Lineage: Eukaryota; Metazoa; Chordata; Actinopteri; Cypriniformes; Cobitidae
Gene: klf17
Product: Kruppel like factor 17
Biological process (GO): regulation of transcription by RNA polymerase II
Molecular function (GO): RNA polymerase II cis-regulatory region sequence-specific DNA binding; DNA-binding transcription factor activity, RNA polymerase II-specific
Source: RefSeq, a predicted model, not a curated record